Neltuma alba is the source of this 1036-nucleotide messenger RNA. RefSeq names its product methylesterase 17. Gene Ontology annotation, molecular function: methyl jasmonate esterase activity; methyl salicylate esterase activity; methyl indole-3-acetate esterase activity. Gene Ontology annotation, biological process: salicylic acid metabolic process; jasmonic acid metabolic process. The transcript is spliced from 4 exons. The record is from RefSeq and is a predicted model, not a curated record. NCBI's taxonomy places the organism in Eukaryota, Viridiplantae, Streptophyta, Magnoliopsida, Fabales, Fabaceae. Bases 11 to 856 code for a protein of 281 amino acids.
AGAGAAGGCCAUGCCUGCGACUGUGAGAGAGGAAGGGGUCGACAUGGCAGAAUCAAGAACGGUUCCCUUGAGGCAGCACUUUGUUCUGGUACAUGGCAUAGGAGGAGGAAGUUGGUGCUGGUACAAAAUUCGGUGCCUUAUGGAGAAUUCUGGCUACAAGGUCUCAUGCAUAGACCUCAAAAGCGCUGGAAUUGAUCGAUCUGAUGCCGAUUCUAUUAUUUCCUUCGACGAUUACAAUCAACCUCUCAUGGAUUUCAUGUCUGCUUUGCCUGAGAACGAACAGGUGAUAUUGGUAGCACAUAGCGCAGGAGGGUUGAGUAUUACUCAGGCCUGUCACAAGUUUUCAAAGAAGAUCCGAUUAGCAGUGUAUUUAGCCGCAACUAUGCUCAAGCUGGGAUACCAGACAGAAGAGGAUAUGAAAGAUGGGGUACCUGACAUAUCUGAGUUUGGGGAUGUGUACGAGCUAGGAUUUGGACUGGGAAAGGAUAAGCCCCCGACAAGUGCUGUGGUGAAGAAAGAGUUUCAACGCAAAAUCAUAUACCAUUUGAGCCCCCAUGAGGAUUCAACCUUAGCUGCGAUGCUUUUGAAGCCCGGGCCGCUUCUAGCUCUGACCAGCGCGCGAUUUGACGAUGAAGGGGAAGUGGAGAAGGUGAGGCGCGUGUACAUAAGGACGAAGCACGAUAAGGUGGUGAAGGGAGAGCAACAAGAGGCGAUGAUAAAGAAGUGGCCACCAUGUGCAGUGUAUGAACUGGACAGCGACCAUAGCCCGUUUUUCUCCACGCCAUUCGUCCUCUUUGGCUUGCUCGUGAAAGCUGCAGCUUUUGACGUUGGAUGCAACUUCCUAAGCCAAAGCUGAGGGACCCCUCCUUCCCUUUUCCUUCGCUGAUUCCAUCUUCAAGCAAACCGUAAGUUCGUCUCUGCUCUCCAGUUUCUGAUAGUGGCCGAGGCGAGAAUGUUAUGGGAACACCACUUUUUAACCGUGGCAUAAUUGUUUUAAUAAAUUUAUUAUUAGUAUAAGGGUUAAUAUAAUUUUCCA